GAUCGCGUUUUGACUUUUGUAUUUUUGACGAGAGAGUUGAAGAAAAAGUGCGUUUGAAAUUGUUUUAAUUGUUAGAAGGGUUCCACACUCGACUAAUAUUGCGAUCGUAGGUAGACAAUUAUUCGAAUUUAUUACCAGAUCGCUGCCAUGUUUUAGUGAAAGGAUGGGAGUGUUGUGUUUGUAAUAUUUCCCAGGCCUGCGUGUUUUUUCGUUUUCCCUGUAUGACCCGUUUUCUUGCCACCUACAUAUCGGUACAAGUUACAUUUUUUGAAUUCAAUUUUCUUUUGAAUGAUCCAGUCACACGUCGAAUUUUAGUAAAAGCAGCUUAACCCACCUCAACUCAGGGGGAGCAUUCCGGUCUAUGGGAUCUGACGUUUUUCGGCUGAGACUGACGAGCUGAUUGUUGGUAACUGUAGAUUAUCUGAACAACUUUUAACGCCAUGCCUGCCAAGGACAUCUUCUAUUCGGACAAGUACUGCGACGACAAAUAUGAGUACAGGCACGUGCUGCUGCCGAAGGACCUGGUGGAGCUGGUGCCCAAGACGCACCUGAUGACGGAGACCGAGUGGCGCAGCAUCGGCGUCCAGCAGAGCCGCGGCUGGGUCCACUACAUGAUCCACGAGCCCGAGCCCCACAUUCUGCUGUUCAAGCGGGCGCUGCCCAAAACGGAAAAGAUGGAGGUGAGCGACAAGUAGCCAGCCUCCCGGCGACUGCCUUUACCCUUACUGUCUCAAGUUCCAUCCAGUGCGCGGCCCGGUCCGUGCCCACACAGACACACCGUCCCAUGCAGCGCGCGGCCGUGCCGUACCGCGGCCUCUCCAAUGUGAUACGGGGCGCGGUGGGACGCCACGCAAUGUCCGGCCGCGGCCUGCGUGGACCGGGCGCGGCUGGGCCCGGCCCGGCCCGGCACCCCGCCGGCCGUCACCUCACUGUUCCAUCAUCAGCUCUCCUCUUAUCAGCCUUCUGACUCUGUCCGUGCUGGGACCACGCUCAAUGGAGGUGUUACGCCGUCGCUCGUGUUAUUGUUCUAUCAGCGCUGCUCUUGCGAUUCUGUCUCGUUCGGGCGGUUUUUACGGGGUUCCGUCGGGAGGGUUAGGGGUGCCCUGGAGCCGUCGAGUCUCGUCAGUCUGUGCAGAUUUUACACUCAUUAGUGAUAUGAGGUGGUUCACGUUGUAUUAAAGGGCAAAAUAUAUGUUGAUGUGUA
Messenger RNA from Amphibalanus amphitrite, 1204 nucleotides. RefSeq names its product cyclin-dependent kinases regulatory subunit-like. Gene Ontology annotation, molecular function: protein kinase binding; cyclin-dependent protein serine/threonine kinase activator activity; ubiquitin binding. Lineage: Eukaryota; Metazoa; Arthropoda; Thecostraca; Balanomorpha; Balanidae. The transcript has 4 exons. Bases 441 to 695 code for a protein of 84 amino acids. Gene Ontology annotation, cellular component: cyclin-dependent protein kinase holoenzyme complex; SCF ubiquitin ligase complex. Gene Ontology annotation, biological process: regulation of mitotic cell cycle. The record is from RefSeq and is a predicted model, not a curated record.